Messenger RNA from Aspergillus heteromorphus CBS 117.55, 447 nucleotides. RefSeq lists its product as uncharacterized. The coding region runs from base 1 to 447 and encodes 148 amino acids. Lineage: Eukaryota; Fungi; Ascomycota; Eurotiomycetes; Eurotiales; Aspergillaceae. The record is from RefSeq and is a predicted model, not a curated record. The transcript has 4 exons.
AUGAAGCUCAGCCUCCUCGCCCUCAUGACCCUCCUGGGCCUUGCCAUGGCUGUUCCCGCGGAGGCAGACACUGAAAGCACCCAGGUCUCCGACGGAACUCUCGGCAUCGACUACUGCGGUCAGCGCUGCGAAGAGGACCGGGACUGUCGUCGCGGAGAGCGCUGCCAUGAUUGCUACAAACGUCACGAUGAGACACUGUUAACUGAGCUGGACAGCAUUAUGGCCGCUGCCGCGAGCGUCAUUAGGCAGGCUGUUUUGUCUGGCAAGAGCGCGAGUUACCCCGAGUCUCACUCUCAGCAUCACUCAGUCGUCACAAGACACCUAGAAGAAACCCUCCCUCUCCUCCCUUCGAGGCAGACUAUCCAAUCCAAUCAGACCCAUAAAGCCCAGACCAGUGAAAUUCAGCUCACCGUAAUCGGACUCAACCUUGUGAUAUUCCGAGGAUAG